This is a messenger RNA of Adineta steineri, 2475 nucleotides long. Lineage: Eukaryota; Metazoa; Rotifera; Eurotatoria; Adinetida; Adinetidae. The record is from the annotation of a GenBank genome assembly.
AUGAAUUCUGAUGUUCUCCUCAUUGCUUUUCAUCAUGCAGCAUUUGAUCGAGCAAGUUUUCCGAUCUUUUUUGAUGUUCUAUGUUUCGCUUAUAAUACUAAUGCAAUAUCAAUAGAAGAUGAUGAUGAAUCAUUGCAAUAUAUUGAUUAUGCUGUGCAUGAACAUCUAAUCGAUAUGACAAAAUCUCGUGAAUUUUGGUAUUCACAAUUUGAGGGAUUUAAUCUGAAACGCCGAUUGUCGUUACCAAUCGAUCAACGUGGUUCACCUAAUGAUCAACGAUCUAGUUGUGCUUCUAUCGCUCAAAUCUUUUUUGAGAACGAGAUUUCACAAUUAUUUCGUGAUUAUGCUUCUAUACAUCAUGUGACACCAUUUCAAUUAGGUUUGAGCAUAUUAUAUGCCUUUCUUUUCAAGUUAACUCAUGGUGAAAAUGAUUUAUGUAUUUCUUGCCAUAAUGCUAAUCGGUACAGACCUGAACUGCAGAAUAUAAUAGGCAUGUUUGUUUCAACAUUACCAUAUCGUGUUGAACUUGAUCCUCAUUGGUCAUUUGAUGAUCUUGUUAAAUAUGUACAAGAAAAAUGUUUAUCAGUUCUUGAACAUUCUCAUUAUCCACUUCAACAUAUUCUUAGUGAUUUUCAUCUUAACCAAUCAACCGUUCCUUUUCUUCAAACAGUUUUUGAUUUCAUUACUGUAUCUUCAGUUAACGAUCAGUUUACUUUCGAUGAUGUUAGUUUACAGCCCGUAUCAGUAAAAGAGUUUCCAGAAGUGGCUAAAUUUGAUUUUAAAGUGAUAUUUGUUUACAAUCCAAUGGCAGUUGACAACAUAUUAUCAUGUCGUUUCACUUGUUCACGUGAUCUAUUUGAAGAUACGACAGUUACAAAAAUGAUACAAAGAUUUCAAUAUCUUUUCGAACAAAUUUUUUCAAUGAAUCUCAAUGUUAAUCAGACUGAUUUAAUUGUUUCACCUAUUGCCAAACUUACUCUUAUCUUACCAGACGAAGUGAAUGAAAUGCAACAAGUAGCCUUUUAUCGUCAAUCAAAUGUGACGAAUGAAGCACCAGCAUCAUUUGCACAAGCUCGUAUUUGGCUCGACGAACAAAUUCGUUUCAAUUCUAAUCAAUCUCAAGUAGCAAUCUAUAACACGUCUUUUGUGUAUCGUCUCCAUUUAGGAUAUACUUUAUCAAUUAAACAACUUUAUCGCGCUCUUCAACUAGUCGUCAAAAAGCAUGAAUCACUUCGUACGUCACUCAUAUUUCAUAAAGAAAAGAAUCUACUUAAGCAACAAAUUAUUGAUUUGAACGACAGUAACAAUGCACUAUUUUCUCUUAUUGAAAGUAUGUUUGAAACAGAUGAACAAAUCAACAAAAUUUUAUAUGAUGAACAACAAAACACGCAACAUUUUGAUAUCUCCCAAGGUCUUGUCUUCCGUUGCCACCUUGUCUACUACAAAGAAAUCUCGGCUAAUGAUCUUCUUUCUGAUAAAGAUGUAAUCAUCUUUAAUUUUCAUCAUGCUUUAUUUGAUUUUUCAUCAAUGAAUAUAUUUCUUCAUGAUCUCAAUCAAGCAUAUACGACAGGUCAAUUAUUAUAUGAUGACAACACUCAUCUACGUUAUCUCGAUUAUGCUGUUAUUGAACAACAAAUGUCAAUGACCGGCGCAAGCAUGUUUUGGCUCGAUGCUCUUCAUGAUUGUAAGCUUGAUCAACCUUUGCCAUUGCCAUAUGAUCGAUAUCGACUUCCAAGCGAACAUCGAACUGAUCGUGUAACAUCUAUUUCUUUUGAUUUUGGUCCAAAUCUGUCACAAUACUUUCUUAUUUAUGUAUCAUCCAAUAACAUAUCAUCUGAACAUCUCAUACUUGCUAUUUAUUUUCUCUUCUUAUUGAAAUUAACUAAUGGAGAGGACGAUUUAUGUAUUGGAAUGACUGUCGAUAAUCGAUACAGAGAUGAAUUUAAAUCAAUCAUUGGAUUAUUUGAGAACAUAAUUCCAUUAAGAUGUCAACUGGAUCCUCAAUGGUCUUUUCAUCAACUCCUUGCGUGCGCUCAAGAGUUUGUAACAAAAAGUAUGAAGUAUUCCUAUUUUCCUCUUCAACGAAUCCUUGAUCAACAUUCUAACAUAUCAAAUCCUGCUUUUAUUAAAACAUCAUUUGAAUUCAUAUCAACUACAAUACAAGAUAAUAAGAAUACGAUAAUACUUAAUGAUAAUCAACUUUCUUUACUACCAUUUUCACCGAAGAUUAGUGGAAAUGAAAUAAUGAAUAAAUAUGAUUUUAUCACUAGCUUUCAGCAUAACCUAGAUGUGAAUGUACUAUCAUGCACAAUCAAUGCAUCACUUGACGUAUUCAAUGUAGAAACAAUUGAUAACAUAUCUCAACGAUUUCAUUCAAUGUUGAAACAAUUAUUUACAUCUGUUGAUGAUCAAACGAAUAAAUCAAUCCAUGAAAUAUCAUUAACAUUAGCAAAUGAAAGAUUACUUAUGCAAUCA